Messenger RNA from Anopheles marshallii, 1479 nucleotides. It is a transcript of the gene HDAC1, whose product is annotated as histone deacetylase HDAC1. Gene Ontology annotation, molecular function: histone deacetylase activity. Bases 1 to 1479 code for a protein of 492 amino acids. The transcript has 5 exons. The record is from RefSeq and is a predicted model, not a curated record. NCBI's taxonomy places the organism in Eukaryota, Metazoa, Arthropoda, Insecta, Diptera, Culicidae.
AUGCAGUCACACAGCAAGAAACGUGUUUGCUACUACUACGACAGUGACAUUGGAAACUAUUACUAUGGCCAGGGGCAUCCGAUGAAACCGCACCGCAUACGCAUGACGCACAACCUGCUGCUCAACUAUGGCCUGUACCGGAAGAUGGAAAUUUAUCGACCACACAAAGCUACGGCAGACGAGAUGACAAAGUUCCACUCGGACGACUACAUCCGGUUCCUACGAUCGAUCCGUCCGGAUAAUAUGUCCGAGUACAACAAGCACAUGCAGCGAUUUAACGUCGGUGAAGAUUGUCCCGUGUUUGAUGGAUUGUACGAGUUUUGUCAGCUGUCGGCAGGCGGAUCCGUAGCCGCCGCUGUUAAGCUGAACAAACAGGCGUCAGAAAUUUGUAUCAACUGGGGCGGUGGGCUGCAUCACGCGAAAAAGUCGGAAGCGUCCGGCUUUUGCUACGUAAACGACAUCGUGCUCGGCAUUCUGGAGCUGCUGAAGUACCACCAACGGGUGCUGUACAUCGACAUUGACGUACACCAUGGGGACGGUGUCGAGGAAGCAUUCUACACUACCGAUCGCGUUAUGACGGUAAGCUUCCACAAAUAUGGUGAAUAUUUCCCCGGUACGGGUGAUCUGAGAGACAUUGGAGCUGGACGGGGCAAAUACUACGCGGUGAACAUUCCGCUCCGGGACGGAAUGGACGAUGAGUCGUACGACUCGAUCUUUGUACCGAUCAUCUCGAAGGUGAUGGAAACGUUCCAACCGUCAGCGGUGGUACUCCAGUGCGGUGCAGAUUCCCUAACCGGCGAUCGGCUCGGUUGCUUCAAUCUAACCGUCAAGGGACACGGCAAGUGCGUAGAGUUUGUGAAAAAGUAUAAUCUACCGUUCCUGAUGGUGGGCGGUGGAGGGUACACGAUCCGGAACGUGUCCCGUUGCUGGACAUACGAAACGUCGGUUGCGCUAGGGGUCGAGAUUGCCAACGAAUUGCCGUACAACGAUUAUUUCGAGUACUUUGGGCCAGAUUUUAAGUUGCACAUCAGCCCAAGCAACAUGUCCAACCAGAACACGACCGAGUACCUCGAGAAGAUAAAGAACCGGUUGUUUGAGAAUUUGCGCAUGUUGCCGCAUGCGCCGGGUGUUCAGAUACAACCGAUUCCGGAGGAUGCGAUCAAUGACGAGUCGGAGGACGAGGAUAAGGUAGAUAAGGACGAACGGCUGCCGCAACAGGACAAGGACAAACGGAUAGUGCCGGAUAAUGAGUUUUCCGACUCGGAAGAUGAAGGAGAAGGUGGCCGGAGGGAUAACCGAUCGUUCAAGGGACAACCAGGUGGACAACAGCAGUCCCGCAAGAGGCCGCGCAUCGAAAAGGAUGGCAAGACGGAGGACGUAAAGGAUGAAAAGGAAGCUAAAAUGGACACUAGCGGUGACAAGGAGGAAACCAAAGCGGCUGAAGAACCGGCCAAGAAGGAAACGACAGGCGUUGCAUGA